AUGACUGGCGUGACUCCGUAUGCGCCCAAGUUAUCUCCACGCACUCGAACCCCUACAACCAAACAACAGGAUGCCGGACCGCCGAGCCCCAAUUACUUUGGACUGGCUGUCUUCCCAGACAAAGAGAGUUUCUCAUCCACUGUUGCUCCCCAUGCGUGCUCCAACUUCGACCAGCCGACAUCGCAGGUCCGUUCCGUGGCUGCUGCCUCACCGCAGAUUAUUCCCGCCGAUCAGAAUGCGGAGUUCGAACUGUUCAGGAGACAAUCAGAGCGCCAUGUAUUCACGAUGCCACAGAUGGCAAACUUCACCAUGAACCAAACCCGACGAGCAGAGCUCGAUAGCACGGGUAGCGGAAGUAAUGCGAACGACAAGGCUAAUUCACCGAGGACGGCAGCACCAUCAUCAACUGCCAUGGCGGCCACAUUUAUAAAACCCGGAUCGAGCACGGUUCCGACGAUCCAGGCCUCUAGCACAGAGAGGAUUGAAGGUGCCCACCAACGAUCCCCCAAAAGACUGCUGUCAUCUCCCACCGUCGCAAUCACCGAUCGACCCAGAAGAGAAUCCCCAGCAAGUUUCGUGGGGAGAGAAAGGCGCUCCGAUUCAGACGCGGAGGUAAAGUUUGCUUCACCGGAGGAUCGAGAAACAAGGCUAUCGUUGCCAUCAAGUGGCCGGAAGCCAAUCCAGAGUUCUGGCCGCGCCGAAACUUUGCCACCAACUUUUGACGAAACCAAUGCCGAAUGGAAAGGAAAGAACCAUGUCGCGGAGGUCGAGCCGGUGCUGGUCACCCCACAGUAUGUGGUGAACCUACUCGAAGCAUCGAAUGAAGAUAUUCUGCUUCUAGAUCUGCGCGUGUCAAGCCAGUAUUCACGUUCGCGGAUCCAGGGUGCCUUGAACCUCAGUUGUCCCACAACGCUGCUGAGGCGGCCGGCGUUUAAUGUUCGGAAGCUGGAAGAGACGCUUAAAGACGAGGAGCAACGGGGCAAAUUUGGACGCUGGCGCAACAGCAAAUAUAUCAUCGCCUAUGAUGCUAAUUCUUCCGUCCUCAAGGAUGCGAAUACCUGCAUUUUUACGUUAAAGAAAUUUGUCACCGAAGGUUAUAAUGGAUUUGCAUACAUCAUCCGCGGCGGAUUCGCCGACUUCGCCAAGAAGUUCCCCAACUUGGUCAGCCUGGAUGUUGACAAAAGUACUACUCGAUCCACGAGCGCAUCACCUCCCACCGCCCCGGUCAUCGGUCGCUGCCCGAUGCCAACGACCAAGUCCACGGCGAACCCGUUCUUCGGCAACAUCAGACAAAACAUGGACCUCCUUGGAGGGGUCGGCCAAAUGCCGAUUCGACAUCCCAACUCGCUAACGAGCGAUGCCGAAUCACAUCUUCCGGAGUGGAUCCGGGCCGCGGCUGACAUGAACGAUAACGGGAAACGCGUCGCCGAUAAGUUCCUACAUAUUGAGAAGCGCGAGCAAAAGCGCAUGCAGGAAGCUCUCUCAGGAAAUGUGCGGUAUAGCGGUGGCACACCUGGGCCACGAACCGCGAGUCCCCAGGGCGAGAGGAACGGGUAUAUACAGGCGCCUCGGGGGCGCAACGUGCAGAUUGCGGGAAUCGAGAAGGGGGCGAAGAAUCGGUAUAAUAAUAUCUGGCCGUUCGAGCAUUCUCGGGUCAGGCUGCAAGGCGUACCGAACGGUGGCUGUGAUUACAUCAACGCGAAUCAUAUCACGACGUCGAUAUCGCAGAAGCGAUAUAUUGCGACACAGGGGCCAAUUCCGGCGACUUUUAACGAUUUCUGGAACGUCGUCUGGCAACAAGAUGUCCACGUCCUCGUCAUGCUCACCGCCGAGGCUGAAGGCGGCCAAGUCAGAGCCCACAACUAUUGGACCUCCGGCACCUACGACCACCUUACACUCACGUUCCUCUCCGAACACCGCGCCUCCCUCGAGCCCUCCAAGAUCCACCGGCACGGCCGCCCCUCCAACUCCGCACCCCGUCCCACACUCCCCAAGACCCCCUCUACCACCACCCCCAAAUCCACCCCCAAAUCCACCCCCAUAAUCGACAUCCCCUAUGCCCACCAAACCGCUCCAAACACCCCGCAACCAUACGUCACCGUCCGCCACUUCACGCUGCGGAACGCUGCCGACCCAUUCGCCCCUCUCCGCGAAAUCACGCAGUUGCAAUACGACCACUGGCCGGACUUCGGUGCACCCGCGCACCCCGCGCACCUCCUCGGCCUCGUCUCGCAAUGCGACGCCGUGGUCCGGGCGAGCGAAGGCGGUGCCGAUAUAGUUGAUGAUGACGAUAUCGACGAUGGCGAGGACGCCAAUGGAGUCCUGCGGCCCGUACUGGUGCAUUGCUCGGCUGGCUGCGGCCGCACGGGGACAUUCUGCACGGUGGAUAGCGUCAUUGACCGGCUGAAGCGGCAGCGGGCGCUGGCGCGCACGCCGAUGGAUAUUGACGUCGUGGGGAAGGAACCAGCACAGGAAGGGACGGGGAAGUCCGCCACGGACCCGUCGGUCGACCUCAUCGAAUCGACGGUCGAGGAGUUCCGGCUGCAGCGGCUGUCGAUGGUGCAGAGUUUGCGGCAGUAUGUGCUGUGCUAUGAGAGCGUGUUGGAAUGGUUGGCGGGUGAGGAGAAGCAGGGGCGGUGGUCGGCAGCGGCGUAG
This is a messenger RNA of Eremomyces bilateralis CBS 781.70, 2655 nucleotides long. RefSeq lists its product as uncharacterized. NCBI's taxonomy places the organism in Eukaryota, Fungi, Ascomycota, Dothideomycetes, Eremomycetales, Eremomycetaceae. The transcript has 4 exons. Gene Ontology annotation, biological process: protein dephosphorylation. The coding region runs from base 1 to 2655 and encodes 884 amino acids. The record is from RefSeq and is a predicted model, not a curated record. Gene Ontology annotation, molecular function: protein tyrosine phosphatase activity.